AGCGAAAAAUGCGACGAAAACAAAACGACAAGGUGGAAUGCGAAAAUCUCGCGUAAAUGCGAAAAUAAAUCGAAAAAGUCGGAGUAAAUAUUGAGUUCUGAAAUCGGGAUCCCACGGAAGUCUCCCUAGGAUAGCCGAAAAGAAUAACAAAAAUGGCCCUUCUGCUGGUGCACCUGCGGCGCCUCAUUUUGCUGCUGACCGUUGUCUACAUGAGUGGAGCGGUGUUCCGUCGCCUUCUCAGUGAGCGGCACCACGCCCACGUCCUGCAGGGCAAUGGUUACAUGAGUUUCGGUCGCCUAAGAGGUGGCGGAGGAUCCAAGGAGCCGUACCACUUCCAGUGGUGGGCUUAGAUCUACACCUGCUAUGCCUACGUCGUGCUGGUCAACUACGUCAAUAUGCGGCGGCUGACCAACUUGAUAGAGUUCUUCUUGAACUGAAAAUGUUCGGUGGAAAGUUAGCAUAGUUUGAAGAAAUAUUAUAAUGCAUAUGUUAUCCCUACUAAGUUUUAACUAAUAUACUUAAAGUUUCCUUUUUCCUUA
Molecule: messenger RNA, 539 nt
Organism: Drosophila eugracilis
Lineage: Eukaryota; Metazoa; Arthropoda; Insecta; Diptera; Drosophilidae
Exons: 2
Source: RefSeq, a predicted model, not a curated record